Messenger RNA from Alternaria viburni, 828 nucleotides. RefSeq lists its product as uncharacterized. The transcript is spliced from 4 exons. The record is from RefSeq and is a predicted model, not a curated record. Lineage: Eukaryota; Fungi; Ascomycota; Dothideomycetes; Pleosporales; Pleosporaceae. Bases 1 to 828 code for a protein of 275 amino acids.
AUGGCGGGAACCGGACUUCAACCAUUGAACAUUUUCCUUAUAGUUUUCCCUUUUGUUGUGUCUGCCACUAUCGUGGCUAUCAGGACAUGGAAGAAGAUCAAGGAGCGCCAGUUGGCUAUUGAGGACGUACUUCUUAUUAUUGCUGAGUGCUUUUUGCUAGCCCUCACUGGAACACUAUGGAAACUGGUUGUGGUCUCUUAUGCUGGCUACCACCGAGAAGACAUCCCCAAAGAUGCUAUGAAUAAGGAACAAAUUGCCCUCUGGCGCUACAUUAACAACGCGACAUACAACCAAAUCCUUGGUCUCGUCAAAAUCUCGUUCCUAAUCACGUUGCUAAAGCUACGCUCAACGAAUCGGCUCAUUAUCGCAAGCAUAUGGACUCUGAUUGCCGUGAACAUAGCCUUCAUUUUCGCCGCCUUUCUUGCACACAUCUUCCGAUGCCAGCCCAUCAACAAGUACUGGCAGGAUGUUCCUGGUCAUUGCCAUAACAACACACAAUACAUCUUCGGUGUGAUCGCCGUCACCAUUGCCACGGAUGUUCUUGUGGCAUUGAUUCCAGCAUGGAUACUCUACGAUAUCCGUAUGCCUUCGAAGGUCAAAUUAGAAGUCAUUGUAUUUCUCUCUCUCCCAAUUGCAGUUACGGCAAUCGGCUGCUAUCGACUACAUCGCUUCGUCCUCGUCUUCAGCUUGCCUAAAGGCACACUCGAGGACCCUUACAACGUGAGGAACGCACUUACAAGCGUUGAGGGUAAUCUUGGUGUGAUCGCUGCUUGCGGGCCCACUAUCAAAUGGAUCUUGGUGAGUUACAACGGGUACCCCUGCACGUAA